Molecule: messenger RNA, 783 nt
Organism: Staurois parvus
Lineage: Eukaryota; Metazoa; Chordata; Amphibia; Anura; Ranidae
Source: the annotation of a GenBank genome assembly
AUGCCCCUCAUUUGCCUGUCGGACUUCGAAGCCUACGCCAAAGAUCAUUUGCCGAAAGCCACCUGGGAGUAUUAUGCCGCAGGGGCCGAUGACUGCUGUACACGGGACGACAACUUGCUCGCCUUCAAACGUAUUCGGCUGAGACCUCGUAUGCUGCGCGAUGUGUCGGUCACGGAUACAAGGACCACGAUUUUGGGAACAGAGGUCAGUUGUCCGAUCGGGAUAGCACCUACAGCCUUCCACUGCCUGGCAUGGCCGGAUGGAGAGAUGAGCACCGCCAGAGCGGCUGAGGGCCUCAAUCUGUGCUACGUGGCCAGCACCUACUCCACCUGCUCCGUGGAAGAGAUCGUGGCUGCAGCCCCUGAAGGGCCACGUUGGUUCCAGCUCUACGUGUACCGUGACCGCAAGCUGUCCGAGGGGUUGGUGCAUCGGGCGGAGGCUCUGGGUUUCAAGGCUUUGGUGUUGACCGUGGACGUCCCGUAUACAGGCAAGAGGAGGAGCGACAUACGAAACAACUUUCGUCUCCCGCCGCAUCUCAAGGUCAAAAAACUUAAUCAAUGCGGUCCUGACAACUACGGUGUCCCGGCCAACACCCUGGACCCUUCUAUCAGCUGGAAGGAUAUUGUUUAUUGGCUCCAGAAUCUGACUCGCCUACCAAUCAUCAUCAAGGGAAUAACUGACAAAGGAAGACGCGGAGUUGGCGGUAGAGCACGGUGUCCAAGGCAUCAUCGUAUCCAAUCAUGGGGGCGCCAGCUGGACGGAGAACUCGCCACGGUAUGGUAA